UUCCUCAAAGUUUAAAGCCUAGCUACCGGAUUUCAGGCAGCCGCAUGCUGCUCGUCCUUUCUCCCGGAGCAGGAAUCCAAACGGGCCUUGAACAGCGGCGUGUCUGAGAGCUGCAGGCCCGGAGCUGCACCGCGGAGGCUCCCAUGGCGGAUCCAGAUCCGAAAGGCAUGAGCGGAGGUAGAAGCGGAGGGACGUCGGGACACCGGCGGAGAGGACGCCCCGCAGCCCUCGCGUUGCUGACUGCGCUGCUCACCUGCUGCGUCAGGUGUGCGGAGAGCGUGAAACAGAGCAACAUCAUUCUCGUGCUGGUGGACGACCAGGACGUGGAGCUGGGGGGCAUGACGCCUAUGAAGAAAACGAAAGAACUAAUAGGAGAAGCAGGGGCAACGUUUGUGAACGCUUUCACCGUCACGCCGCUGUGCUGCCCGAGCAGGAGUAGCAUUUUGACUGGUCAGUACCCCCACAACCAUGAGGUUAGGAACAAUUCCCUGUCUGGUAACUGCUCCAGCGUUAAGUGGCAGCAAGGACCUGAAGCCGAGGCUUUCCCCAUCUACCUCAGCAAACAGAAAUACCAGACGUUCUUCGCUGGGAAGUAUCUGAACCAGUAUGGCAGAAAAGAUGCAGGAGACGUCGGCCAUGUUCCACCUGGCUGGGACCAGUGGAAUGCAUUGGUGGGAAACUCCCAGUAUUACAACUACACGCUGUCCGUGAACGGUAAAGCAGAACAGCACGGUGACAGCUAUGAGAAGGACUACCUGACAGACCUCAUCCUGAACCGUUCGCUUCACUUCCUGGAUGACAGAAGCCCUCAGCAUCCCUUCUUCAUCAUGUUGGCGCCUCCAGCUCCUCACUCCCCAUGGACGGCAGCGCCUCAGUACCAAAAAGAGUUCAACAAUGUCCAAGCCCCCCGAGAUGGCAGCUUUGACAAACCAGGGAAGGACAAACACUGGCUGCUGCGUCAGCCUGUCAACCCUAUGCUAAAUAGCUCCGUUACCUACUUGGAUAAUGCAUACAGGAAAAGGUGGCAGACGCUGCUGUCUGUGGACGACAUGCUGGAGAAGUUGGUGAAGAAACUGGACAGUAUGAAUGAGCUGAACAACACCUACAUCUUCUACACCUCAGACAACGGCUACCACACAGGUCAGUUCUCACUGCCCAUUGAUAAAAGGCAGCUGUAUGAGUUUGACAUCAGGAUACCGCUCCUGGUGCGUGGCCCUGGCAUCAAACCAAACCAGACCAUAAAGGCUCCAGUGCUGAAUAUCGACCUUGCUUCAACCUUUCUUGACAUUUCUGGUGUCAACCUGUCAACUGUCAAUGUGGAUGGACAGUCUUUCCUUGCUCAGAUGGCUCCAUCGCUACGGAAUGGCACAGCGCGACCAUUUUUCCUCGUUGAAUACACAGGAGAGGGAAAUCCAACAAACCCUACUUGUCCUAAACUUGGCCCAGGAGUAUCUCAAUGUUUCCCAGACUGUGUGUGUGAAGAUGCCUUCAACAACACAUACGCCUGUGUGAGGACCCUUGAUGGCAAACAGAACCUACAGUACUGCGAGUUUGCAGACAGCGAGUCUUUUGUAGAAGUGUACAACCUGACGUCAGACCCACACCAGCUUGAGAACAUUGUGAAGAAAGUGGAUCCGACAAUCCUGCAGGCCAUGAACCAGCGGCUCAUAAAACUGCAGUCGUGUGUGGGGGACAGCUGUCGUGACAUUAAGUAAAGUGGAGGAGAACAAGGGUCCUACCAUCCUCAGGGGGAAGGGCCAUGCUCUUUGAUACUUUCAGACAAGCAGACAGACAUUUUGAUUGGUUUUCACUGGGAGAAAAAAAGAGAGAAGUCCUGGUUGAAUUCUAUAUACUGCACCAGUUUGAUGCUCAGUGUUUAGAGGAGAAAAUGCCUUUUUUUAGAUUUGUGCUCACACAGAGUGCCAGUUAAUGGGUAUGGUGCAUUCUGUUAGUACUUGAAAAUCAGAAUCUAAAAAUCUGAGCAGGAGAACUCACCAUAAAAGCCCAUGAAGUCGGUAUUACUUCUUGAAAAGCUGGAGAUUCAUAAGAAAACCUGAUACGAACAUCUAAUAUGGCUGCCAUGCAUCAAAACGCAAAGAGGUUGCAGUAUUAAAUGGUUUAUUUACAUGUCAGAUUAUGACAAAAUAAACCAGUGACACAAAUUGUGCAAUUUCUAUUUGUGAACACAACUCUAAAACAUCUGACUGCAUAAAAUGCAAAUAAAUGCAUUGCGUUUAGCAUAUUACAUUUAGCAUAGUGCUUAGCCAGGGCACUCAGCAAAACAACAGGCUGUUUCUUCUGGAUUUUCGGCCUUGCAGCUGUAACACUGGUUAGGUUUGGCUUGAUGUCUUUCCCACAUCAGAGAUCUGACCUUCAAGGCAAAUGGAACAGACCAUUAGCUUAGCAACAGCUAGCCUAGCUUUGUAAAAAAAAAAAAAAAAGUAUUGUUAUGGUGCUCAGAGGGAACAAUCUACAUGAUAAAUGAAAUCAACAAACGGUUGGUAGACUUUACAUGCAGCCACUCAGAAAGGCUUUAAUUAGGACUUUUACUUUUUUGACGAAUCAAAAUGUCUGCCACUUUUCUGAGCAGUGCCUUUUAAUCUUGCGCUUUUUAAAGCCUUCUUUUUGUCUUUUAAAGCAUGCUUUUUUUUACCAUGCUGUGACAUUUUGUUUCAUAAACUGCACUAUAAAUAUUAAACUUUCUGAAUGCCCUUUGACUACACCGAAGACAGAACCACACGAACAUCUCAAAGAUUUGCUUCUGAUGGUGAUCCACAACCAAAGGCUUGUUGGUACUGUCUCUGCUCUAAUCAUCUUUUUACUGAAUCUGACUUAAAGCUUUAGCAAUUGUUUAACUUUUUGCAUCUGAUGAGAAGAUUUAUCCCACAUUUUGCAUGAAGCAACCACCAGCCGAUAGCAUAGCACACAAACACUUGCAACAGAGGACUUACUCAGCAGGGAUGAGUUAAGUUCACCACCCAGGUGUAGUAUCAGCUCGUUUUCAUACAGGCCUUUAUGUCUAUCAUUUAUUCUCUGCAGACGCUUGGUCCUGUCUUUUGCGUUGAAAUGUGAAAAAUUGACUUUUUCUACCAAAGUUCAAUGUGAAUGUGUUUAAUGUGCCCAUACGUUCAUGAAUUUCUUCUCCGACUACAAAUAACUGGAAAGGGAAUUUUUAUCUAGUAAUAAAUUCUUUAAUCUUGUGUGCCUUUUGUUUUUGCAGACUGGAUGCCUUAAAUGUGAAUGGAUUUGCACUGUGAUGAUUGUUGAUAUAAAAUAAAGACCAUUUUACCACAA
This is a messenger RNA of Girardinichthys multiradiatus, 3294 nucleotides long. RefSeq names its product glucosamine (N-acetyl)-6-sulfatase (Sanfilippo disease IIID), b (gene gnsb). Bases 144 to 1715 code for a protein of 523 amino acids. Gene Ontology annotation, molecular function: glycosaminoglycan binding; N-acetylglucosamine-6-sulfatase activity. NCBI's taxonomy places the organism in Eukaryota, Metazoa, Chordata, Actinopteri, Cyprinodontiformes, Goodeidae. The record is from RefSeq and is a predicted model, not a curated record. Gene Ontology annotation, biological process: glycosaminoglycan metabolic process. The transcript is spliced from 13 exons.